AUGCUUUUGCGCCUCGGGCAUGACGCUCUGCCGACGACGGCGCCGGCGACGCGCGACGUCGCCUCGCCGGAGGAGGUGGCGCCGCUGGCCGACGACGAAGCGCACACGCCCUCGCCGCUGGCGAACGAGGCCGCCGUCGGGACGCCCCUGGAGAUCGCGGCGCCGGCGGGCGCGGCCGCGCCGCCGGACGACGGUGGCUACCGCGCGGACAUCGACGGCCUCCGCGCCGCGGCCGUCGCGGCGGUCGUCGCCUUCCACAUCGACGAGGCGGCGUACCCGGCCGGCUUCGCGGGCGUCGACGUGUUCUUCGUCAUCUCCGGCUUCGUCGUCGCCGCGUCCGUCGACCGGAAGCUGCGGAAGGACCGCGAUGUUCGAGCGUUCCUCGGCGAAUUCUACGCGCGGCGCGUGGGCCGCCUCGCGCCGGCGCUGGCCGUCGCGACGGCCGCGGGCGCGGUCGCGCUCGCCGCCGUCGGGAGGGGCGAGCCGCGGCUCGGCGAGUACUUCAACACGGGUCUCCUGGGCCUGGUGGGCGGCGCGAACGUCUUUUUGCUCUCCGUAGCGGAGCGCGACGAGAAGCGCGAGGUCGAGGCGACGGGCGGCGUCACCGACGACGCCGGCGGCUACUUCACGAGCUACGGCGACGCGGACCGCGCGCCGCACCGCCUCGACCGCAACCCCUUCAUGCACACGUGGUCCCUCGGCGUCGAGGAGCAGUUCUACGUGAUCUUCCCGCUCAUCGCCUUCGCGUCGCGCGGGCGGUUCUGGCCGCUCCUCGUGCUCGUCGUCGCGUCCGCGGCCUACGCGGCGACGGCGGACGCGUCGAUGGCCUUCUACCUCAUGCCGGCGCGCUUCUGGGAGCUCGGCGCGGGCGCGCUCGCGUGGCACGCGCUCGAGUCGCCGCGCUACCGCCGCGACGCGCUCCUCGCGCGCCUCGACCGCGCGGGCGCGGUCGUCGACGCGGCCGCGGGCCUGCUGCUCGUCCUCGCCGGCGUGCUUUCGCGACCGGGGCGCGGCUGGCCCUUCCCGGGCGCCUGCCUCGCCGUCGCCGGCUCGGCGGCGUUCCUCGCCGCGGGCGCCGCGGGGAAGGCGCGCGGGCGCUGCGGUUCGAGCCUCGCGCGGUGCGCGCGGCUGGGCAAGCUCAGCUACGGCAUCUACCUCUGGCACUGGCCCAUCCUCACGAUUUGCCGCUACGCGGACGCGCCAAUCGCCGCGGCCGCGUGCGCGUGCGCCUUCGGCUCGCUCCCCGCCGCGGCGGCGUCCUACGCGACGCUCGAACGGGCCGUCUCCGGGCUCCGAAACCUGAGGACGAGGUGGCUCGCCGGCGCCGCGUGCGCGGCCCUCGCCGCCGCCGCCACCGCGACGGCCGCCGCCGCCGCGGGCGCCUACGGCCGAAGCUCCGGCGGCCGCGACGCGUAUCCCUACUACGCCUUCGCGUACAACGGGACCUGCGCCUGCGCCGCGGACUACUGCGCGCCGGGCGCCCGGAACCUCGCGGACUGCGCCAUCCCUCGCCGCGACGGCCCCGCCUGCGGCGCCUUCCAAAGUCCCCAGCCCGAGAUCGCCGCGGGCGUCCGCUUCGGGUCGUACCAGGCGCGGAGCGAGCGCGACCCGGCGUCCCGCGGCCGCGACGCUUCGCGGCUCACCGGCACACGAUCGUCCGCGGAGACCGGCCGCGCGUUCUAUCUUCUCGGCGACUCGCACGCCAACGCGAUCGCGCCGGCCGCGCAGGCGGCGCUCGCGGGGUCGUCGCUGCAGCUCCGGGCCAUGACCGUCGGCCACGGCUGCGGCUACUCCUCGCGGGCGUUCAACGCCGCGGUCAUGGCCUACUUUGGCCACGACGGCGACGAGCUCUCCGACCGGUGCCGGACCUACGAGGACGAGGUCCGAACCAAGCUCGACGCGGUCCUCGCGCCCGGCGACGUCCUCGCCGUGGCGACGGCGACGUACAAGCCCGGCGACCGCGCGGGGACCUGCUUCGCCUUGGGCGCCUUCGGCGACAGCGCGGCGGCGACGGACUCCGUGACGCCGGCGACGCUCUCCGCGACGCUGUCGUAG
This is a messenger RNA of Aureococcus anophagefferens, 2055 nucleotides long. RefSeq lists its product as hypothetical. Gene Ontology annotation, biological process: lipopolysaccharide biosynthetic process. The record is from RefSeq and is a predicted model, not a curated record. Gene Ontology annotation, cellular component: membrane. Bases 1 to 2055 code for a protein of 684 amino acids. Gene Ontology annotation, molecular function: acyltransferase activity, transferring groups other than amino-acyl groups. The transcript has 3 exons. NCBI's taxonomy places the organism in Eukaryota, Pelagophyceae, Pelagomonadales, Pelagomonadaceae.